ACACACACACACUCACUGAGUGAACUUGAGUACAGCCACACUCACUGAACACACAGGCAUCAUGUCUUCCGGUGGAGAUAAAAAGACCGCUUCCCAGACCGACGGCAAGGCCGCCCAGACCAAGAAGUCCGACCAGGGCAUGGGCAUGAUGGCCUACAAGAUGUACGUGUUCGACCAGGAGAACUUCCAGGGCCGCAUGAUUGAGAUCAACGCCGAGUGCAUGAAUGUGUGUGAAAUGGGCAUGGACAGAGUUCGCUCUCUGCGCGUGGAGUGUGGACCUUUCGUUGGCUGGGAGCAGAUGAACUUCUGCGGAGAUAUGUACAUCCUGGAGAAGGGUGACUACCCCCGCUGGGAUUCCUGGAGCAACUGCCAGAGGAAUGACUACCUGCUGUCCUUCAGACCUGUCAGAAUGGACCCCGAGAAGCACAAGAUCUGUCUGUAUGAGGUGGGAGACUACAAGGGUCGCAAGAUGGAGAUCAUGGAUGAUGAUGUCCCCAGCCUGUACUCCUACGGAUUCACCGACAGAGUUGGCAGCAUCAUUGUCAGCUGUGGAACCUGGGUGGGUUACCAGUACCCUGGCUACCGUGGCAGCCAGUACCUGCUGGAGAAGGGCGACUACAGGCACUUUAACGAGUAUGGCGCCCGCUGCCCCAUGAUGCAGUCCAUGAGGCGCAUCCGCGACAUGCAGUGGCACCCACACGGCUGCUAUACCAUGGCCAGCAAGUGAGGGCCAGGACAGGAGCGAAAGAGACGGACCGGAGGAGAAGCAGAGGGGCGCCGGAGGAAGGAGAGGAGGAGAGACGUCUGAGGCCAAACGCGCCUCCCUGACCGGGACGGACCGCUAACCGCUCCAUUCUCCUGUAGAUUUAUAAAAGGGUGGGAGAGGGUGCUUACGGGUGACAGACUCUCAGGCUCACACGGGACAUCCCGCUUGAUGUUUCACUGAGGCUUUUAUUUUUUUUAAAGCUCCCGGACCUCCACACGUUCG
Molecule: messenger RNA, 988 nt
Organism: Astyanax mexicanus (Mexican tetra)
Lineage: Eukaryota; Metazoa; Chordata; Actinopteri; Characiformes; Acestrorhamphidae
Gene: crybb1l1
Product: crystallin, beta B1, like 1
Biological process (GO): visual perception; lens development in camera-type eye
Molecular function (GO): structural constituent of eye lens
Source: RefSeq, marked provisional